UGCCGCUUAAAGGCUCCGGGAGCAGCAGCCGUCGGGUCGCCGAGGCUUUCGCUUUGCUGCCGCGCUUGGGCGGCGGGAGGAACAGACUCAGCGGCCGACUCUCCUGCAGCCCCGACUUGAGCUGCACGGAGGGCUCUCCUGGUCCAGCCCUCCAGGUUUGGGGCUUCCUUGCCGAGGCGCCCGUGCCCCCGGGCUCCCCGCCUCGGCCCCCCGCGGCCCCGAUGCCGAGGCAUGGAUAGAGCGGCGCUGCGCGCGGCGGCGAUGGGGGAGAAGAAGGAGGGCGGCGGCGGGGGCGCCGGGGCCGCGGCCAGCCGGGCUCUGCAGCAGUGCGGGCAGCUACAGAAGCUCAUCGACAUCUCCAUCGGCAGCUUGCGCGGGCUCCGCACCAAGUGCGCUGUGUCCAACGACCUCACCCAGCAGGAGAUCCGGACCCUGGAGGCAAAACUGGUGCGCUACAUCUGCAAGCAGCGGCAGUGCAAGCUGAGCGUGCCCCCCAGCGACAGGACGGCCGAGCUCAACAGCUACCCGCGUUUCAGUGACUGGCUGGACACCUUCAACGUGAGGCCGGAGGUGGCACAGGAGAUCCCUCGAGAACUCACGCUGGAUGCCCUGCUGGAGAUGAACGAGGCCAAGGUGAAGGAGACGCUGCGGCGCUGCGGGGCCAGUGCGGAGGAGUGCGGCCGUCUGCAGCAAGCGCUCACGUGCCUGCGGAAGGUGACGGGCCUGGGAGGUGAGCACAAAGAGGACUCGGGCUGGAGUUCAUUGGAUGCUCGGCGGGAAAGUGGUUCGGGGCCUUGUGCAGAUACCUUCUCACCAGCCAGCCUGCCCUGGCCCCCAGGGAGCUCCCAGCUGGGCAGAGUGGGCAGCAGUGCCCAGGGACCCCGCUCCAUCUCCGUGUCAGCGCUACCCGCCCUGGACUCCCCAGCCCCUGGCCUUGGCGAGGGCCUCUCGGACACCUGUAUCCCCUUGCACGCCAGUGGCCGACUGACGCCCCGCGCCCUGCACAGCUUCAUCACCCCGCCCACCACACCCCAGCUGCGCCGGCACGCCAAGCUGAAGCCACCACGGACACCCCCACCACCCAGCCGCAAAGUCUUUCAGCUGCUUCCCAGCUUCCCCACGCUUACCCGGAGCAAGUCCCAUGAGUCUCAGCUGGGGAACCGCAUCGACGAGGUCUCCCCAAUGAGGUUCGAUCUCCCACAUGGAUCCCCACAGAUGGUACGAAGGGACAUCGGCCUCUCAGUGACACAUAGGUUCUCCACCAAGUCCUGGCUGUCGCAGGUCUGCCACGUGUGCCAGAAGAGCAUGAUGUUUGGAGUGAAGUGCAAGCACUGCAGGUUGAAGUGUCACAACAAGUGCACAAAAGAAGCCCCGGCCUGUAGAAUAUCCUUCCUCCCAAUAACAACGCUCCGACGGACAGAAUCCGUCCCCUCGGACAUCAACAACCCUGUGGACAGAGCAGCCGAACCCCAUUUUGGAACCCUCCCCAAGGCGCUGACCAAAAAGGAGCACCCUCCAGCCAUGAACCCCCUGGACUCCAGCAGCAACCCCUCCUCCACCACAUCCUCCACGCCCUCCUCGCCGGCACCCUUCCCGACAUCGUCCAACCCAUCCAGCGCCACCACACCCCCCAACCCUUCACCUGGCCAGCGGGACAGCAGGUUCAACUUCCCAGCUGCCUACUUCAUUCAUCAUAGACAGCAGUUUAUCUUUCCAGACAUUUCAGCCUUUCCGCCCGCAGCUCCGCUCCCUGACACGGCCGACAGUGCCCGGCUCGACGACCCACCAAAAGCAGAUGUGUUGGAGGUUCCCGAGGUGGAGGCAGAGGAGCCAGAGGCUGGAAAGUCAGAGGCCGAAGAUGACGAGGACGAGGUGGAUGACUUGCCAAGCUCCCGCCGGCCCUGGCGGGGCCCCAUCUCUCGAAAGGCCAGCCAGACCAGUGUGUACCUGCAGGAGUGGGACAUCCCCUUCGAGCAGGUGGAGCUGGGUGAGCCCAUCGGGCAGGGCCGCUGGGGACGGGUGCACCGUGGCCGCUGGCAUGGCGAGGUGGCUAUUCGCCUGCUGGAGAUGGAUGGCCACAACCAGGACCACCUGAAGCUCUUCAAGAAGGAGGUGAUGAAUUACAGGCAGACGCGGCAUGAGAACGUGGUGCUCUUCAUGGGGGCCUGCAUGAACCCCCCCCACCUGGCCAUCAUCACCAGCUUCUGCAAGGGGCGGACAUUGCACUCAUUUGUGAGGGACCCUAAGACAUCUCUGGACAUCAACAAGACGAGGCAGAUUGCUCAGGAGAUCAUCAAGGGUAUGGGGUAUCUUCAUGCCAAGGGCAUUGUGCACAAAGAUCUCAAAUCCAAGAAUGUCUUUUACGACAAUGGCAAGGUGGUCAUCACAGACUUUGGGCUGUUCGGGAUCUCAGGUGUGGUCCGAGAGGAACGGCGCGAGAACCAGCUGAAGCUGUCCCACGACUGGCUGUGCUACCUGGCCCCUGAGAUUGUGCGUGAGAUGACUCCCGGGAAGGACGAGGACCAGCUGCCCUUCUCCAAAGCCGCUGAUGUCUAUGCAUUUGGGACUGUCUGGUAUGAACUACAAGCAAGAGACUGGCCCUUUAAGCACCAACCUGCAGAGGCCUUGAUCUGGCAGAUCGGAAGCGGGGAAGGCAUGAAGCGCGUCUUGGCCUCCAUCAGCCUGGGGAAGGAAGUCACCGAGAUCCUGUCUGCCUGCUGGGCUUUCGACCUGCAGGAGAGACCCAGCUUCAGCCUGCUGAUGGACAUGCUGGAGAAGCUGCCCAAGCUGAACCGCAGGCUCUCCCACCCUGGGCACUUCUGGAAGUCAGCUGAGUUGUAGGCCUGGCUGACUUGCUUGUGCCAGGGGCUUCCUUCCUCCUAAUCGACAGCUCGGCUCUGCGACUUCUGCUAAAACUCACAAUGCCCAGCGGGCACUAACCCAGGGGAUACCAUCUCUGCUGCUCCAACUUCUCUCUCCAGACUUGCUCUGUUUGUUUUUAAAAUCAGUUCCCUCCCCUCUCCACGUGGCCUGCGUGUGCCUGGGUAACUGCUGGUGAGGAUCAAGGAUCUCACUAACCUCUCUGGACUCCCCAGAGAGGUGGCCCAACGGCUUCUAGCCGCUCUCCUGGACACAAUGACUGUCUUCCUCUUGUCCUUCCGGGGGUUGUCUUGCUUCUGUCUGUCGGGUGGCCCUGUUUACUUCUAACACCUGUGGUCAGAGCACAGGGGAGGUGUGCUUGGCUUCUAACCUGUGAGGAUCCUGUCCUGCAAGGAGUGGAGUGACUUCAGCGCUUCCCCGAGGCCAGCACCACUGGGUUCCUGUCUGUGUUCUCUGUAGACUUGGGACAGUAGACACUAAAAGUCUGCGACCUUGACAGAUGCUAGUUCAGAAGGGCUAUGUCCUCAGCAGCACACUCAGAAAAGUUGUCCUAAAGCAAAGUGGAGCUUGUCUCCCAACAGCUUCACUAUUGGAAACGAAGCGUCUGCCCCCAGCCCCACCCCCACCAUUACUCCCUUCACAUCUGCCAGGGCGCUGCAUAGAUGGACCCCAGUUCCACAUUUGCCGGGGUGGGGCAGAUGGGCCGCUGCACUGCUCUCUGAAUGCAGAUGGCCACCUGCCCUCCCAGCAAGGCUGCUCACUCUGGAUCUCUGGAAGGGGGCUCUAGGAACCUCCACCUCAGUCUGCCUUCCAGGUGGCCCAGUGGCCCCAGUAUUUGAGCACCGUUUAUAGAAGCUUGUGGUGUCGCUUAGGUUUCUCUUCUCUCCUGAUUCUACGUGGAGCCGGUGAGGAACUGUUCAGAUGAGCCCACAGCGGUUAUGGUGCACCCGGGGUGCCAGGGAGUUAGAGGUGAAUGAGCCACAUCGCUACCCCCAGGAGGGGAGUGUGACUGAGGCCCAGAACUCGGGGGACCAGGGGCAGCUCUGCCAAGCCUGUGGGGUGAGCAGUCAUUGCCGCUCCUUGGUCAGGGCCGGGUCCUCUGCUAAGCUUCUGGAACUAGCCUAUUCCUUAACCACACUAACAGUGGUGGAGACCAGCAGGGCCAUAACCGUGUGUUUUUGUUCCUCUUCACAGCAUUAACAGCAGCAAAGUUGUACCCCGCUUUGAAAGGUUUGGCCUGGGCGCCCUGGAGUCCAGCAACCCAAAGAUGUAGCUGGUCAUGUGGUUUUUCUGCCACCCAUUUAUGUCUUUUUGCAAACGUGUUUCUAAAACACACAACCAUUCAUCAUGACAAAAAAUAUUACACACUCCCGCCUGCCCAGCGCUGCACAUGAGGAGCAUGAGUUCUCCAUUCAGACUGUUCGUCACAAAGACAUGUGGGCCCUGGAGAUGGAGCCACACCUGCUGUUUUAGAUGACACCAACAGAACCAGAUCUGUCUUGACUGACGGCACUUGUUUACAUGUAUGUUUCUGCUGAGCGGACUGGAUGUUUUACAAUAGGUAAUAAUAAACGGUCCACACGUAGGGGCGCUGGCACCUUGGGAUGGUGGAAGUGGCUGUCCCUUCUGAAGGACCCUGUAACAGUGAGGGCCCAGUACUGGGCCAGAAGGAAGAAAAGCAUCAUGAUUAUGGCUGUUCUUGGGGAGGAGGCACAUGGCUUGACCUGGCCUCUGCUUUGACCCUAACACCCAUCAGUAGGGAAUCUCCCUCCCUGGGAUUCCCCCCUUGUCCUAUCAAAGGAACAUCAUCCUUUCCUCAUCUUGCAGCAAAAACCCUGGCUGGGAACCUUGCUGGAUUAAGAGGGUUAGAAUUCCCUAGAGAACUUGGAUACACCUUAAGACCCCUCUAAACUAGGCUGUUGCUGCUGGAAAAGAAGAGACAGACUCUAAACAGCAUCUGGAUGGUUCCUAGCCAGGUUUUUGCUACGUGGUGAAGAACUCUCCACACGCUGUGGAAAUGUGUUUCUUGAAGCCCGCCGACAGGCACUAAGGUAAUGGGACUCGCCUCUGUGUUUAAACACAUCCCAAUGCGUGACUGACAUCUGACCCUAGAGCUGAGGCCGCCCUGGUAGCUGCUCUAUGAGGGAGAACAGGGAAGCCAGCAGAGGGGUAGAACUAGCCAGCAGAGGCCUGAGCCCCACUUUCUGGUGAUCCUGGCACUUUAGAAACCCAUCCUGUUCUACUAGAAGGUUCCAAAACUGCCUGCCUCUUCCACUUCCUCUACCUUAUUGAAACCCCUUCACCCAUUCCUGACUCCCCUCUCCCUGCUCAGAGCUGAGGUGGGGGCGUGAGGCAGUCCAGCCUUCCCAGUUAGACCCCAGUGAGCCCCCACACCUGCAGAGCCCUCUCUGGCAACAUGAGGCCUUUGGCUUGUGUCCAUUCAAACUAGCAGUCGGGGGAGACUGGCUUUGGGAGAGGCUUUGAUGUGACUGACCCCCACUUGUCCUCCGUAAAACUGUCACACAGAAAAGUUCCCAAUGGCAAAGAAGCCUUGAAGUGGAGGUUAGGUCUCAGGGGGCUACACAGACAGGAGAGUGAGCAAUGGGCCAGAGAUGCGGUGGGAUUCAGGCCUGGAACCUGUGCUGUCCUCUGAGCUCAGACAGGGGCAGCCGUGUGGCUCCUACCCCUUUCAGUGAGGCCACCUCAUAAAGCCCCAGUCUUGAGCCUUCCUGAUGUCAAGAGUCUGGUCCUAAUGUCACGUACUACAGGCCAUGCUGCCGAGAAGCCUGGAGACCACCUCCUGCUCUCCAGGCCCUUUGCCUGCCCUCCUUGGAGAGUGCGACUGCACAGUGGUGCAGGCUACCCAGGACCCGCAUCCUUACCUUUCUUGGUCAUUGUGGGCAGGAGAAAGAGGACUAGGCCAGCUGGGGUCAGCGCUGUGUAGGCCAUUGCAUCUCUGUAGUGGGUUUCUUAUUCUGCCCCAUCUUCCCCUCCGCCUGCCACAUCAGCCCUCCCUGUGAUGUCCCCACUCCAAAGCCGUGUGGUGUGUGGCCACUGCCUCUGUGGCUGCAGUACACCCACAGCUCCCAGAGGUGACUGCUUGUGUGUCUCUGGACUUCACCUGUCUGCCACGAUGCUGGCCUUCCCCCUGGGCAGAACCCCCACACCCCCCGACACACACACAUGCUGCCGUGUGACUGGUCAGCUGCUGGGUGUGUCCGGCUCAGCUCCUCCCCAUCCCCCACAGAAAAUCAAUCUCGCUUUGUCUCGUGAAUGUCAAGGUUCAGAAGGCUCCCUCAUGGUCUUGUGCAAGUGCUGGGGCCUCAGAGGUAGGAAUAGCCGCAGUCCCCUUCUUAAGGAACUGAUGGUCUUCCCGGAGUCUGGUAUCUGCCAGGAACCCCACCUGGCCUUGAUAGUAGGGCUAAGGUGCUGGGGACCCUCUCCUUCCCCUCCAAGCCUAGACAGCCUCUGGCUCUCUGCCUGUCAUUUAGGAAAAUCCUCCACAGUGGUCCCCCUUCUCCCUUUUUUAUUUAAGUGACUGUGAACUGAGGUUAGGAAGACGAGCUUGCCCUUCUGUGUGCCUUCCCCGUCUGCCUUGGAUACGCAUGAAGGAUGACAGAUACUGUGAAUUCAGUCCUCACAACCCACUGUGAAAGGGAUGGAGAAGGCUGAGGGCUCGCUGGGGCUGCGGAGCUCCCCGCUGGGGUCCAAAAGUGGAGCCCAAGAAGUUCUGGCCCUUCUAGGCACCCCCAGUCCCCAGUCUCACCUCCAAGGCCUUUAACCACCAGUCUGUGGUCUCCCCGGGUUUCUUUCUGAUUCGGAGCUUGAAUCCUGGCCAGUCCUGAGCAGUGUGUAGCAAAGUUGACCUCUCUAUGUCACCAAUUCAAAAUACCUUCUGACAUCUCCUGGCAUUUCUUCCUGUGGUCCCAGUGGGAAGUGACAAGCCCUGUAAGGCUGCUGUUGUGUAGUGACUUGGGGGCACAGCGUAGCUCUGGAUGUCAUCAGUAUGUAUGCACCUGGCGUCUUCCGUGGCCACGAGGCACACCUUUGCUUUUUUGAAUGUGAUGUAAAAUUUGUACAGUAAAAGUUUUUAUAUUUUCUAUCAAUUGCGUUUGUCUUCCAGAAAUGCUAUUAAUUUAAAUUAAAAUGGUUAGUAUUAACGAA
Molecule: messenger RNA, 7044 nt
Organism: Sciurus carolinensis (gray squirrel)
Lineage: Eukaryota; Metazoa; Chordata; Mammalia; Rodentia; Sciuridae
Gene: Ksr1
Product: kinase suppressor of ras 1
Exons: 20
Coding region: 232-2841 (869 amino acids)
Biological process (GO): protein phosphorylation
Molecular function (GO): ATP binding; protein kinase activity
Source: RefSeq, a predicted model, not a curated record